Messenger RNA from Lytechinus variegatus (green sea urchin), 2366 nucleotides. Its product is annotated as ATP-binding cassette sub-family F member 3-like. The coding region runs from base 58 to 2181 and encodes 707 amino acids. Gene Ontology annotation, molecular function: ATP binding; ATP hydrolysis activity. The transcript has 19 exons. NCBI's taxonomy places the organism in Eukaryota, Metazoa, Echinodermata, Echinoidea, Temnopleuroida, Toxopneustidae. The record is from RefSeq and is a predicted model, not a curated record.
UAUUCAGACUGGUCGACAGUUUCAACGAGCUCAUACGCGUUGUGGACGGUGCGAAGUAUGGCUGUGUAUCAGAAGAUAAUCAAACACGAAUUCCCUUCUAUUGAUUUAGAGCUUCUGGAUUACGUAUCUGGAGUGCUUGAUGGAGGAGAAGAGUUCAAUAAUGUAGAUGAUGUGUAUGAGGCUAUAGGAGGUGUUCUUCAUGAAGUCAAUCUAGACAAAGAUGAAGAUUGUAUAAGGACCAUUUGUCGGAAACUCUACAAGACUCUACAGUUGAAUGAAGGAGAAAACCAACAGAAUGCUAUUUUAUUGGAUGCUCCAGUGCAGCUUAGUGAACAAGGAUUGCAAGAUGAAUCUACCAAUGAUGACAAGUCUAUAUGGAUGGCUACAAGAGAAAAUGUUUCUCAAGUCAACAAGAAGAAAUUAGAAAAAGCAGAAGCUAAACUGAAAGCCAAGCAAGAAAGAAGAUUAUUACAACCAGAUCAACCAGUUAAACAAAAUGGUAUGGUUAGUGCAUCAGCCAGUCAAGCAGUUAGCAGAAAAGAUGUCAAAGCAGAGGCAGCAGGAACAGCAAGAGCAACAGACAUUAGGAUAGAAAACUUUGACAUAGCCUUUGGUGAAAAGGUACUUCUCAAAGAAGCUAGUUUCACUUUAGCAUUUGGAAGACGGUAUGGACUUGUAGGACGAAAUGGAGCUGGAAAAAGUACACUUCUGAAAAUGAUUGCCAGUCGGGAGCUUCAAUUUCAAUCUCACAUUUCAAUUCUUCAUGUAGAGCAGGAAGUAAUAGGAGAUGAUACAUUGGCUAUUGACAGUGUCUUAGAAUGUGAUGAACUUAGAACAAAGUUACUCAAGGAUGAAAAGGAACUACACAUGAAAAUACAUGAGAGUAGUGGGUGCACUGACCCAAGUCUUGGUGCUAAACUCUCAGAUGUAUAUGCCAAGUUAGCUGAGAUAGAAGCAGAUAAAGCCCCUUCAAAGGCAGCAAUGAUCCUGAAUGGUUUAGGAUUCUCUCCUAGUAUGCAGAGUCAAACAACCAAAGAAUUUUCAGGCGGCUGGAGGAUGAGGAUAGCAUUGGCAAGAGCGCUUUUCUCAAAGCCAGAUCUUUUAUUACUUGAUGAACCAACAAACAUGUUGGAUAUCAAAGCCAUUCUUUGGCUUGAAAACUACCUUCAGGACUGGCCUACAACAUUGCUCAUAGUCUCUCAUGACAAGAAGUUCUUAAAUGAGGUAGCCACAGAUAUGAUACAUCAGCAUUCAAAGAGGUUAGAUGCAUAUAAGGGAAACUAUGAUCAGUUCUUUAAGACUAAGACAGAAAAACACAAAAAUCAGCAGAGGGAAUAUGAAGCUCAGAUGCAAUUCAGAGCCCAUGUACAGACUUUCAUUGAUAGAUUCAGGUACAAUGCUAACCGAGCUGCCCUUGUACAGAGCAAAAUUAAACAAUUGGAAAAACUGCCUAAACUAAUUCCAGUGGAGAAGGAAAGUGAAGUUAUACUAAGGUUUCCAGCAGAGUUACAGAAACUAUCCCCACCUAUCCUUCAGUUAGAUGAAGUCAGUUUCAGCUAUGGUCCUGACGUACCCAUCUUUGGCUCUGUAGACCUCUCAGCUAACAUGGAGUCAAGAAUAUGUAUCGUUGGUGAGAAUGGUUCAGGGAAGACAACUCUUCUGAAGAUCUUAUUAGGUGAAUUCAAUCCUGUAACUGGUAUCAGACACUGUCAUAGAAACCUAAGGAUAGGCUACUUCAGUCAGCAUCAUAUAGAUACUAUGAAUUUUGAUAAGAAUGCUAUAGAGGUCAUGGCAUCUAGGUUCCCAGGAAAACAGAUAGAACAAUACAGACAGCAGUUAGGAUCAUUUGGAGUGACGGGUGACCUUGCUACCAGACCAGUGUCCAGUCUAUCUGGUGGUCAGAAGAGUAGAGUUGUAUUUGCUCUAAUGUGUGCUGGAAAUCCUAACUUCUUCAUUCUUGAUGAACCAACAAAUCAUCUGGAUAUUGAGACAGUAGAGGCUUUGGGUAAAGCACUAUCUUCAUUUAAGGGUGGAGUCAUUCUUGUUUCUCAUGACGAGAGCUUAAUCCGAGUAGUUUGCAAGGAAUUAUGGGUAUGUGGUGAAGGAAGUGUCAGAGCAAUGGAAGGAGGACUGGAUGAAUACAAGAAAAUGGUUGAAAAGGAAUUUGAGCAGCAGAGAUAAACCUGGGAUUGGAUGAAGACAAGAACUUCAAACAGUGUAGUCAACUCUUCAAUGGAAACAAUCGUUAUGAGCCAUUAACAUUGUUUUAUCUUUUGUCAAAUUGAACAAGGAAUAAGAAAGUUAUUGCUGUUUUUGAAGGACAAGUCCACCCCAACAAAAACUUGAUUUGAAUAAAAAGAGAAAAA